GCUCGUAUCAUCAGUCCAGGCACUCGUUGGAAGAUGGGUACCAAACUGUGGGCUUUAGUUCUCUUAGUCACAUUGCCUUCGGGCUUAUUAGCACAGGAUGUAAUUUUAGAUGAUGGAGACGAUUCUAUAAGUUCUGCUCAAGCCUUAGCCCAAUCAGUUGCUGAGGGAGAUGACGAUGGCGGCUUAGGACUAUCAAACGCCUACGCAAGUUCAAUAGCUCAAUCUGGCGCGGACGGAUAUGGUGGGGACAGCGGAGCUCAGUCUCUGGCCAACGCCUAUUCUCUGUCGGGUGGCGAUGGAUACGGCGAUGAUGGGUACUCACAAUCUCAAGCACUGGCAAAUGCUUACAGUGGAGCUGGCGGAGAUGGGUCAAAUUCAAUAGCUUCAGCUAACGCUGCCAGCAGAGCUGGUGGAAAAGGACGAAAUGUAGCACAAUCUCAAGCCAUCGCAAGAGCUGCUAAUCAAGGUUAUGGACAAAGUGGUGCCCAAGCAGGAUCAUAUGCGCUCUCAGGAGGACAAGGCAGAGGAAGUAGCUAUGGACAAAGUUCAGCACAAACAAGAGCGAGUGCAGGAGGCGGCAAAGGCGGUUACGGCCAAAGUACGGCCCAGGCUGGCUCAUACGCAGGGUCAGGCUCAGGAGGCAGAAGAGGAUUGUACAGAAAUCCAUUCUGGGGCUUCGGUGAAGGAACAUAUUUUGGACCACGAGGAAGAUUUGGCUCACAACCGUCCCGCUCCAUGGCAUCAGCCAACGCUGCAGCUGGUAGCAGAGGUGGCAAGUCCCAAUCACAAGCAAUGGCUAAUUCUUAUGCGGCAAGUCGAAACCAACCAAUACGGCGCAGACCAAUAAUAAUAAGACCCGAACCAGAUAUCGUAACCGAUGGCACUGAAGGUAACGAUGACAAUCAGAUGGGAUCUCAAGGUAACCAACCUAAACCGAGCCCGUCGCCAAAGAACGCAGGCGGUCAAGGUGGAUCCCCAGGAGGACAGGGAUCUCAGGGUAGCCAGCCUGAACCGAGCCCGGCACCAAAGAACCCAGGAGGUCAAGGAGGACAGGGAUCUCAGGGUAACCAACCUGAACCAAGCCCGGCACCAAAGAACACAGGAGGUCAAGGCGGAUCUCAAGGUAGUCAACCAGAAUCGAAUCAAAACGUUCCAGGGAAGAAAGUAGUGACAACUAUUACUACUUCAUCUGGAUCUACAAGCGUUGCGUCUGGACAAGGAGGGUCAGCUACUUCAUCAGGCUCCUCAGAAAAUAGCAGUCAAGACGGGAAAAAUUCUCAAUCGACAACUAAGACAUCAGGCACUUCUUCAGGAAAUGCUUCAGGUGCCUCAGCCGCUGGUACAUCAUCAACAACAAACGAAUCAUCUGAAACCGGACAACCAGGAGGAGAUAACACAUUGCCCAAAAUUCAAGUAGGCAAGACAACUAUAAUCAUAGGCGACUCUUCUGGUUCUCAAAGUGUUGUGGUGUCUGGACAAGGAGGAACAGCUACUACUUCGGGAUCCACAGAAGCCAACACUAAAGAUGGAGGCAAAUCUACGAACUUAACAUCACAGACCUCAGGCACUUCUUCAGGGAAUGCUAAAGCUGGCUCGACCUCUGGGGGUUCAACACAAGUCAUCAAUAUAACGGAAACCGGUGAAAUAACAACUGGCAAUGUACCAAACAAGAAUGCAACUCAAGGACAGGGUGGGUCCCCAGGCAGUGAACCAAGCAAGAAUGCAACCCAAGGACAGGGUGGGUCCCCAGGCAGUGAACCAAGCAAGAAUGCAACUCAAGGACAGGGAGGUUCCCCAGGCAGUGAACCAAGCAAGAAUGCAACCCAAGGACAGGGUGGCUCCCCAGGCAGUGAACCAAGCAAGAAUGCAACUCAAGGACAGGGAGGUUCCCCAGGCAGUGAACCAAGCAAGAAUGCAACCCAAGGACAGGGUGGGUCCCCAGGCAGUGAACCAAGCAAGAAUGCAACUCAAGGACAGGGUGGGUCCCCAGGCAGUGAACCAAGCAAGAAUGCAACCCAAGGACAGGGUGGGUCCCCAGGCAGUGAACCAAGCAAGAAUGCAACUCAAGGACAGGGAGGUUCCCCAGGCAGUGAACCAAGCAAGAAUGCAACCCAGGACAGGGUGGCUCCCCAGGCAGUGAACCAAGGUGGGUCCCCAGGCAGUGAACCAAGCAAGAAUGCAACCCAAGGACAGGGUGGAUCUCAAGGAGGGCAGGGGGUAUCCCAAGGUAGUCAACCAGGAUCAAAUGAAAAUGUCCCAGGGAAGAAAGUAGUGACAACCAUUACUACUUCAUCUGGAUCUACAAGCGUUGUGACGUCUGGACAAGGAGGAUCAGCUACUACAUCAGGCUCCUCAGAAGGUAGCAGUCAAGACGGGAAAAAUUCACAAUCGACAACUAAGACAUCAGGCACUUCUUCAGGAAAUGCUUCAGGUGGCUCGAUCGCGGGUACAUCAACAACAUCACACGAAACAUCUGAAACGGGACAAUCAGGAGGAGAUAACACUCCGGGCAAGACAGUUAUAAUCAUACGCGACUCUUCUGGUUCUCAAAGUGUUGUGGUGUCCGGACAAGGAGGAACAGCUACUACUUCGGGAUCCACAGAAGCCAACACUAACGAUGGCGGCAAAUCUACAAAAUUAACAUCUCAGACCUCAGGCACUUCUUCAGGGAAUGCUAAAGCUGGCUCGACCUCUGGGGGUUCAACACAAGUCAUCAAUAUAAGCGAAACCGGAGAAAUAACAACUGGCAAUGAACAAACUGGAGGAAAGGGUGGCUCUCCAAGCAGUGAACCAAGCAAGAAUGCAACCCAAGGACAGGGUGGGUCCCCAGGCAGCGAACCAAGCAAGAACGCAACUCAAGGACAGGUGAACCAAGCAAGAAUGCAACCCAAGGACAGGGUGGGUCCCCAGGCAGUGAUCCAAGCAAGAAUGCAACUCAAGGACAAGGUGGGUCCCCAGGCGGUGAACCAAGCAAGAAUGCAACCCAAGGACAGGGCAGUGAACCAAGCAAGAAUGCAACUCAAGGACAAGGUGGGUCCCCAGGCGGUGAACCAAGCAAGAAUGCAACCCAAGGACAAGGUGGCACUCCAGGCAGUGAACCAAGCAAGAAUGCAACACAAGGACAGGGUGGGUCCCCAGGCAGUGAACCAAGCAAGAAUGCAACCCAAGGACAGGGUGGGUCCCCAGGCAGCGAACCAAGCAAGAACGCAACUCAAGGACAGGGUGGGUCCCCAGGCAGUGAACCAAGCAAGAAUGCAACCCAAGGACAGGGCAGUGAUCCAAGCAAGAAUGCAACUCAAGGACAAGGUGGGUUCCCAGGCGGUGAACCAAGCAAGAAUGCAACAAGGACAGGGUGGGUCCCCAGGCAGUGAACCAAGCAAGAAUGUAACCCAGGACAGGGUGGGUCCCCAGGCAGUGAACCAAGCAAGAAUGCAACCCAAGGACAGGGGUGGGUCCCCAGGCAGUGAACCAAGCAAGAAUGCAACUCAAGGACAAGGUGGGUCCCCAGGCGGUGAACCAAGCAAGAAUGCAACCCAGGACAGGAUGGGUCCCCAGGCAGUGAACCAAGCAAGAAUGCAACCCAAGGACAGGGGUGGGUCCCCAGGCAGCGAACCAAGCAAGAAUGCAACCCAAGGACAGGGUGGGUCCCCAGGCAGCGAACCAAGCAAGAACGCAACUCAAGGACAGGGUGGGUCCCCAGGCAGUGAACCAAGCAAGAAUGCAACCCAAGGACAGGGUGGGUCCCCAGGCAGUGAACCGAGCAAGAAUGUAACCCAAGGACAGGGUGGCUCCCCAGGCAGUGAACCAAGCAAGAAUGCAACCCAAGGACAGGGUAGUGAACCAAGCAAUAAUGCAACCCAAGGACAGGGUGGAUCUCAAGGAGGGCAGGGGGUAUCCCAAGGUAGUCAACCAGGAUCAAAUGAAAAUGUUCCAGGGAAGAUAGUAGUGACAACCAUUACUACUUCAUCUGGAUCUACAAGCGUUGUGACGUCUGGACAAGGAGGAUCAGCUACUACAUCAGGCUCCUCAGAAGGUAGCAGUCAAGACGGGAAAAAUUCACAAUCGACAACUAAGACAUCAGGCACUUCUUCAGGAAAUGCUUCAGGUGGCUCGAUCACGGGUACAUCAACAACAUCAAACGAAACAUCUGAAACGGGACAAUCAGGAGGAGAUAACACUCCGGGCAAGACAGUUAUAACCAUACGCGACUCUUCUGGUUCUCAAAGUGUUGUGGUGUCUGGACAAGGAGGAACAGCUACUACUUCGGGAUCCACAGAAGCCAACACUAAAGAUGGAGGCAAAUCUACGAACUUGACAUCUCAGACCUCAGGCACUUCUUCAGGAAAUGCCAAAGCUGGCUCGACCUCCGGGGGUUCAACACAAGUCAUCAAUAUAAGCGAAACCGGAGAAAUAACAACUGGCAAUGAACCAAACAAGAAUGCAACUCAAGGACAGGGUGGGUCCCCAGGCAGUGAACCAAGCAAGAAUGCAACCCAAGGACAGGGUGGCUCCCCAGGCAGCAGCCAACCAGGCAAGAAUGCCACUCAGCAGGGUGGCUCCCCAGGCAGCCAACCAGACAAGAAUGCCACUCAGCAGGGUGGCUCCCCAGGCAGUCAACCAGGCAAGAAUGCCACUCAGCAGGGUGGCUCCCCAGGCAGUCAACCAGGGUGGGUCCCCAGGCAGUGA
Helicoverpa armigera (cotton bollworm) is the source of this 4686-nucleotide messenger RNA. RefSeq lists its product as uncharacterized. The transcript has 48 exons. Bases 34 to 4686 code for a protein of 1550 amino acids. The record is from RefSeq and is a predicted model, not a curated record. NCBI's taxonomy places the organism in Eukaryota, Metazoa, Arthropoda, Insecta, Lepidoptera, Noctuidae.